Molecule: messenger RNA, 4603 nt
Organism: Haliotis rufescens (red abalone)
Lineage: Eukaryota; Metazoa; Mollusca; Gastropoda; Lepetellida; Haliotidae
Product: inactive peptidyl-prolyl cis-trans isomerase FKBP6-like
Exons: 12
Coding region: 202-1566 (454 amino acids)
Molecular function (GO): peptidyl-prolyl cis-trans isomerase activity; protein binding
Source: RefSeq, a predicted model, not a curated record
UCCAGCAUUAGACAAAGCUGAUAUGUCAUAUGAUAUUUUCAAGGGAUGUGUCCGUUUCAAAUAUUAAUAGGAUUGUACAGUUAAUUAAGUUCUUGACAGACUGAAUGAUCUGCAUCACGACUGAUGCAAGGGAGAAAUAAGCUAUGAUCAUGGCACGUCAGUCUGUUUAGUUGUUGUCAUUGUUUUGUUCAGGCUGACGACAUGGCGGUUCGUCUGGAAGAAGGUAUCGACCUGAAUGACCUCCGACAAAGUAAAGAAGUAAUCCUUUCCUUGGCUGAGGACCAGGAACAAGAAAGAAAUCAAGACCUCCAAUUAGACAAUGAUUACUUUGAUCCUGAGGAUGUGUUACAAAAUGUCUUUCCUGAAGGGGAAUUUGAUUCGGAUGAGUCUGAAUCAUUGUUUGUCCGGAUGGGCAGAAACAUGCACGACGUGACCGGAGAUGGGGGUGUGAUGAAGAAGAUCCUCACCCAAGGAGUUGGCUCCGACUUGGCCCCUGAUGCUCUUGUCCGGGUACACUAUAAUGGCUAUUUAGAAGAUGCAAUUGAGCCUUUUGACUCCAGUCGACUGCGGAAAACUGUAAAGAAAUUUCGACUCAACAAAGGAGAGGUUUUCACAGGGUUUGACGUAGCUGUGAAUUCCAUGAAGAAAGGAGAAUUAUCCAGGUUCCUGAUAAAACCUGAGUAUGCCUUCGGCGCCAUGGGCUGCCCCCCUCGCAUCCCUGCUGAUGCCACUUUGAUGUAUGAGAUCCAACUGCUGAGUUUCGUGGAGAAGGAAGGAGUCGAUGACUAUUACAGUAUGACAGACGAAGAAAGAAGAAUGCUGACAUUUCCCAAGUUACGUCAAGUUGCUAAUUCAGAAAAGCAGGAAGGAAAUGAGUACUACCGCGUGAACAACUUCCGGCGAGCCGUGGGGAAGUACCGGAUGGCAGUGCGGAUCAUCGAGGAUGCACACCUGAAGGACUACAAGGAACAGCAGGAGCAGCGCAAGCUGUUGCUGAAGCUGUACCUCAACCUGGCCCUGUGCUGUGAGAAGCUGGGGGAGGUCAAACAUGCCCUCUACAACUGUGCCAACGCCUACAGGAUUGAACCCAAAAAUGCCAAGGUGCUUUACCACUAUGGAAAGUCCUAUAGAAUGGACAUGAAUUUCAAUAUGGCACGAAGUUAUCUGGAGAGAGCACAGAGGCUGCAGCCAAAUGAUUCUAAACUCAACCAAGAGAUUCAAGAACUAAACAAGUAUGAGAGGCAGUGUAAUGAAAUAGAGAAGGAGACGUGCAGAAGGAUGUUUUCUCAGCCUACUGGUGUGACUGAAGAUCCUGCUGUGGAAGAGGCCAAAAGGAAGGCAAGAAAAAAGGAGGAAUGUAGCCCAGACUUCAGGAAAUCAGUGUACGGAAAACUCAGGGAGUUGAAAGAAGACACCAGUAUAGAUGAGUUGCCCAUGACAACUUGCCAGCUGUCUCAACCCGAAAUAAGCUGUAUCUUGGAAAUAGCAGAGGAGCUGGAUCUAGAUCCUGUUGUCCGUGGAACUGGACAAAGUGCACAUAUGGUGGUGAAAAAGAAGAAGUCAUAAUUGCAAGAGGAAGUGUGCAUCUGCCAGAGAAAUUCUACACCAGUUGAGCUUGUGAUUUGAAGAUACUGUGUUGACUUGUAGUGUCAGGGAGAUGCUGCCGACUUUGGUCAAGGUUCUGCUGGUUAAACUGGAGAAGUGACACUUGUUUACCAUCAGGUCCACCAGAGGAGGAUAUCUCUUUGGGCUUGUUGAAAACAGUUAAGCCAGGGGACUACAGAAGGCCCACUGAUUUCACUUUGAAGAUCAAAUCAUGUUUCAUUUGGUUGAAUCUCAGCACUGAAGAUUCAGUUUCACCACUGAUGACCUCAGUAACAUUCAAGCAAUAAUAAAAAGUGUUUUCUAGUCAUUUUUUUCCCAGGCGCACAGGGCCAUGUUCCACAUGGCUGUCAUGGCACUACGACUUUCAUAACACCCAUACUUUAACGUAGUCAUAGCUAAGACAGCUUUGUGCAACAGGGCCCUGAACAGUUCUGCUAUUACAUUCCUGGGCCCCGUUCCACAAUGCGAUCUUAGCGCUAAGACUCGUAAGUCUAUGUUAAAGUAUGGGAGUUACGAUCGUCUUACGGCUACGAUCGCUUUGUGGAACAGGACCCUGCUGUAUACUUUAGAGUGCGCCCACUUGCACAGAGUGAUCUUACUGCUGAGACUAAUGCCACUCCUAUUCUGUAACAGAUUACACUUCGCAAGUGGGUCCUGGGCCCUGUCCCACGAAGCAGUCUUAGCACUAAGACACAAAGCCGUUGUAACGCCCAUGCAUAAACACAAACUUACGAUAGUGCCAAGAUUGCUUUCUGAAACUGGGCCCAGGGAUGAAAAUCUUCCGCAGAGUCACUUUUUUUAAUAUAUGCCAUUACACGAUAUACACAUAAAUCAUACAGUGCCCCAGACCUACCAGCUCGCUUUCUCAACCUUGAAUGCCAAGGACCACCUGGCCUAGAGCUGCCUCGUAAACAGGGCAUUGUGUAAAACUCCUACCUUAGAUCAUGUGUUUAUCACUUGAGAAUGUGUUUGUUUGUUUUUUAAUAUUUUUAAUUUUUGGAAAAACAUUUUAUUCACAGAGAGAUGGAUUCAUUUUGUCAGCGAUAGACAUUGGCACUAUGGCCCUCUAGCCAAACUAGUUAAGGUAUUUUAAGGACUAGUAGAAAUUUGCCAUUUUUAAGUAUUUUGCUAUAUAUUAUCUUCAUAAGGAUUACUGGAUUAUAAAUCUUAGUUUCUAAAGCUGUUUGUUUAAAGUAACCUCAGCUCGUUAUUUUCUGUUAUAUGUCAUGGCUGGUCACUAUUUCAAUGCCAGUAUUACUUUUCUUUUUAUUAAAACCUUUCAGGUUACUGGACCUAACAUAAGUUAUCUGUAAGUCUUUCAUUUUGGUUGUGUUCAUGAUUGUAUUGUUGCUCUUACGAAUCUAUAUAUCACCGUUGUCAUUAUAACAUUGUGUCCUUGGUUGCUUUUAGUUUGUCAUUGUUAUUAAUUUAAGGUCAUCUGAAACAUUAUAGGUUCAGGUAAGCUUAUAUCAAUGUCACUAAUCUGUAUGUCAUAACCUUUUACAUUCUUACAUGUCCGUUGUAAAAAUGAGGUCUGUAAACAUUAAAAACAGCCAUUCGUUCCUGCAUCAAUACCGAGAUAACAUCUGGGUUUUCAAAUUUAAGUUUUUGAACGUGAAUUUCAUGCAUGGGCAGUUUUCUAAUUUGAACCUCAUGCAAUUCAAACACCCUAAGGAAAAUAGAAGCAUCUCCUGUGACAUUUAGUACACUAAUGAUGUUCUGGAGACAGGCGAUUAAAGCAUUAUUAUUAUUAUAACGAUGUAAACACGAGAGGGGGACAUUAUGGUGGGGAUAAAGCAGCACAAAUGGAUAAACUUUUUGUUGAAUUUUACAAUAACUAAUAGUUGGUUGAUUUUCUGUCUUCAAUAUAUUUCCGCGUUUUGUUUCACUGUGAUAAUGGUGAUGAUGCUGGGGACAUCAACAAAUUCAGGUCCUGUUGUAGAUUCAGUAUGAGCUGCAGACAAAUUCAGGUCCUGUUGUAGAUUCAGUAUGAGUUGCAGACAAAUUCAGAUCCUGUUGUAGAUUCAGUAUGAGUUGCAGACAAAUUCAGAUCCUGUUGUAGAUUCAGUAUGAGCUGCAGACAAAUUCAGGUCCUGUUGUAGAUUCAGUAUGAGCUGCAGACAAAUUCAGGUCCUGUUGUAGAUUCAGUAUGAGCUGCAGACAAAUUCAGGUCCUGUUGUAGAUUCAGUAUGAGCUGCAGACAAAUUCAGGUCCUGUUGUUGAUUCAGUAUGAGCUGCAGACAAAUUCAGGUCCUGUUGUAGAUUCAGUAUGAGUUGCAGACAAAUUCAGAUCCUGUUGUAGAUUCAGUAUGAGCUGCAGACAAAUUCAGGUCCUGUUGUAGAUUCAGUAUGAGCUGCAGACAAAUUCAGGCCCUGUUGUAGAUUCAGUAUGAGCUGCAGACAAAUUCAGAUCCUGUUGUAGAUUCAGUAUGAGCUGCAGACAAAUUCAGAUCCUGUUGUAGAUUCAGUAUGAGCUGCAGACAAAUUCAGAUCCUGUUGUAGAUUCAGUAUGAGUUGCAGACAAAUUCAGGUCCUGUUGUUGAUUCAGUAUGAGCUGCAGACAAAUUCAGGUCCUGUUGUAGAUUCAGUAUGAGUUGCAGACAAAUUCAGGUCCUGUUGUAGAUUCAGUAUGAGCUGCAGACAAAUUCAGGUCCUGUUGUAGAUUCAGUAUGAGCUGCAGACAAAUUCAGAUCCUGUUGUAGAUUCAGUAUGAGCUGCAGACAAAUUCAGAUCCUGUUGUAGAGUCAGUAUGAGCUGAAGACAAAUUCACAUGUAGGAGUUGAAGAUAUGGCUGAACGUGUUGCUGAUGUGAGGAUCUUGUAUACUAGGGCUGGGAUGAGUCCAAAUUUAGUACCCGGGUACUCACUUCCCUAAUACCUGACCCUACCCGGGUACCCGCUGCAGGUCUCAAGAGAUAGAUACAAAAUGUUUGAUUAUCCCCCGUCCGUCCGUCUGUACGUCCGUCCGUCAUGUUUCGUUUCCGAGGCAUAACUCAGAA